AAAUGGUGGACGAAUUCUAAAAACCACCACAAUUACCUGGCAUCUCACUCUUUUCCUCGUUUCAGCUUUACUUAUUCUCUCCUUUGAGUCAUUCCUCGUCAAAGCAUCACCAAUAAUCAUCAAGUCUGAGAAUCCUGAGAAGUUAUUGCAUAAUAAACAAGAUAAAAGUGAGACCGUUGCUGCUACUUCUAGUUAUUAUCAAUAUGGUUAUGACGACGAUUUCGAUGAGGAUAAUCCUUUUGAUGUGUUGAGCAAUCCAUCUUUCCCAUGGAGCGAUUUGGAUGAUGACGCGUUAUUUUAA
Molecule: messenger RNA, 301 nt
Organism: Ambispora gerdemannii
Lineage: Eukaryota; Fungi; Glomeromycota; Glomeromycetes; Archaeosporales; Ambisporaceae
Source: the annotation of a GenBank genome assembly